Molecule: messenger RNA, 898 nt
Organism: Caenorhabditis auriculariae
Lineage: Eukaryota; Metazoa; Nematoda; Chromadorea; Rhabditida; Rhabditidae
Source: the annotation of a GenBank genome assembly
AUGAUCAUACAUGUCACUCCUUUGUGCUGGCCUCUGAUUGCAGUUUUCGGCUACUUUGAACCAAGCUUUAUUCUAACUCCCUUCUACUUCCUCACCCACUACUCACAAGCUCUGAAGUAUAUCCUCCAGUGGUUCUUGUCCAUCAACAGAAUGACAUGUGUUAUAUUUCCAACCCGUCAUCAAAAGGUUAGUAGCACAAACUUGUCCCAAGGGCACAAAAUAAUUUUCAGUUCUGGAAACAGUUUCUUGCAUUCAGUUUCGGUUUCAUCUGUAUUUCUCCUCUUGCCGUCGUUUGGAACGUGGCGAUUUCAGAAACUUUUUUAGUGGAAGAACUUGGUGGUCUCACUGUCGGUUACACCAGAGUUGUCAGUUGGGUAGAAUAUUCAUCUCUGUUUGAAGUUAAUGAAAAGCUUGAAGGCUGGCUUGUCUUCUUUCAUGUUGUUACUCAGCGCCCUAACACUGCUCAUACUUGGUAUCACGACAACUGUCACCCUAAUUGGCUUAGUCUCAAUGACAACAAGAUUGAAAACAUCAGAAAGGAACCUCUUUAUCGUCACACUCUUUAUGGUUUUCACCAUAGUCAUAAACUCUAUGGCUCGGGUAUUUUUGAAGCGAAAAAUUGAGAAAUGAAACUGUUAUACAGGCGGGUUUCCUAGUGCCGAGCAUAAUGCAAAUGAUUAACGUUGAUUACUUGCUCAUCAUACAGUACUUAACCAUCGAUUUCUGUAACGUUUGGUAAGGUUUUUCCAAAUAAUUGACACCAUAAUUUGUUUUCAGCACACCAAUCGUCAUGAUCUAUAUGAGCAGUCCUCUGAGAAAGGUCCUGCUCGAGAAAGAACCUUCAAUAAUCGUCGUUGCCUCUUCCACGGAAUCCGUCGCGUCUAAUCGAUCGAAAUGA